AGCGCCAAAAGCCGAAACAAGCUACUUUGAUUUAAGCUACACAAUUUGACAUAAAGCUUAUUUCAGCCUGCUAUGCAGACGUGCCCUAAGAGACCAGCCAGAGAAAUAGGGAGGGGAGGGAAGUAAAAACUGGCUCUGUUAGAGAGAGAGAGAGGCCACGACAAGGGUCCGCCAGCAGAGAGAUGGAUUCAUUGUGUGCUGUAACCAGGAUCCAGCUGCAGAAAAUUUCCCAAGAAAUGGCAGAGUACAGCAGCCUGCUGGAGGAGCUGGCAGAGAACAUCACCAACGAGGACCUGGACCAGCUGAAGUCGGCGUGCAAGGAGGACAUCCCUAGUGAGAAGCACGAGGAGAUCACCACGUGCAAGGACUGGUUCAGCUUCCUGGAAAAGCACAACAAACUGGACAAAGACAACCUCUCGUACAUCGAGCACAUCUUUGAGAUCUCGCGGCGCCCGGACCUGCUGACGGCGGUGGUGGCGUACCGCACCCAGGUGCUGAAGAUCUCCGAGGAGGACGAGGUGGACACCAAGCUGACCCGCAUCCCCAGCGCCAAGAAGUACAAAGACAUCAUCCGGCAGCCCUCCGAAGAAGAGAUCAUCAAACUGGCCCCCCCGCCCAAGAAAGCCUGAGUGGGGUGGGGGGAGGAGGAAGCUGGGGUCGCCCGCCAGGCCCGCCACUUUACCCCCCCC
Molecule: messenger RNA, 689 nt
Organism: Pelodiscus sinensis (Chinese soft-shelled turtle)
Lineage: Eukaryota; Metazoa; Chordata; Testudines; Trionychidae
Source: RefSeq, a predicted model, not a curated record